Messenger RNA from Planococcus citri (citrus mealybug), 12746 nucleotides. Its product is annotated as GTP-binding protein Di-Ras1. The record is from RefSeq and is a predicted model, not a curated record. Gene Ontology annotation, molecular function: GTP binding; GTPase activity. Bases 4583 to 5368 code for a protein of 261 amino acids. NCBI's taxonomy places the organism in Eukaryota, Metazoa, Arthropoda, Insecta, Hemiptera, Pseudococcidae. The transcript has 6 exons.
UUAGCCUCUCAUAGUCUUCUGUCUGGCUAUGUAAGGUCAUCUGUCUAAUUUAUAAUUAGAUUCAUUGAUUUUUGAAGACGACGUCCUCGCUGAACCUAAAGAGAUAGAAGAAAAAGACGUGGAAUCAAUUGAAUAGGUGAGAACAAAAAGGGUCCAAGUCACAUUUAUUUUUCGGAAUUUUUUUUUUUCACGGAUACGGGGCUUUCAAAGUACAGCGGAUCGACUGGUGAUGUCCGAUUUCCGCAAAACUGCCGGGAAAGUGGUAUUUGGGUACAGAAAAGAGCCGGAUCCGCAUUGAUGACUUUUUUGUUAAAUUUUUUGAAUUCCUUGAAAAAUAAGUAACAUUUUCUGGGAGACCAUUUUUUGAAAUUUAAGUUUAUCUCUGUACUGAAAAAAGAAGAAAAAUUAACAACUUCGGCAAAAAGUCUCAUAUCGCAAGGGGUUUUUGGUCAAUUUAAAGGAGAUAGCAGUCUAAGUGAUGUACUUAGGUGUAGAAUCAAGCCCCAUUCGUGCCCGAGCAAUUUUAAGAGAAAUUUUGGCGAUUGAGUGCAUAAAGGGUCUAAGGCCCAUUUGUUUAGGCAGCAACAGCGCCGGCGAACGUGAAUAUUUUUUUUUUCUAAACACUUGGGGUCCUCUUUCAAUGACCUUAAGUAUGUUUACCAAAAAAUUUUGAUUUUCAAAUGAAUCAGUUUUUUGUUAUUCCUGAAAAAUACGAAAAUGGACUUAGCCCCUUUCUGUUCUCACCGAUUCAAUUAAGGAGGCCUAUAUAUUAUAUUUUAAUCAUAGAAUUUCUCCGACUGGGAAAGAUUUCAUUUUUCAAUAAAAAUAAAAUUUAGUAAUGAAUAAUGUAGCAAGAAAAGAAACAAGUAGGUAUGAAGCCAAUAAAGCUUUAAAAAUGAAAUAAAUUUAAAAAAAUGAGUUAUGGCCCUCUGCACAUUUUUUCAUCUUCGACUUCAAAAAAAAUGACCUCGACAAAAACAAACAAUAACUUUAACAAAAACAACCAUGCAAUCAAAAAUAACGAAACUUUAGAAUAAUUAUUAAAAACAGUCCAUGGACGUUAAAUUUAAAAGUUCAUAUUUACCAAAACCAAAAAAUUUAAUGCACCACAAACCACUGGGAGAUUUCCAAAAUAGCCUAAUUUACGAAGAAUAGUGUUAGUAUAAGUAGAUAUCUAUACACAAAAGGACAUAAUUGACUGUAAUGAAAUCUGCGAUGCUAAAUUUGUACUUAUCGACUUGGGAAAGCAAAUGUAGACUUGAUUAAUGUGAUGAUUAUAAAAUUGCAUCAAAUGUGAAAGAAUGCAAUGUGCAGCGGUGUCCAUAGUUGAUACCAAAUCUACAUAUAUUCUGUUUGAAUUCGAGAGAAAAAGGGAAAAAUCAGCUUACCAAAUCCUAUGGAACUCGUGCUCCGUGUUAAUUGUAUAAUCUGUGGCUGACAGCUGUUUCACGCUUAAAAAAAGAACCGAAAUUGAAAUUAUAUACAUAUAUGAAGUGCAUGCCCAUGCACUUCUAUCCACAAUUAAAAUAUUAAAAUGUACAUCGAAUAACUUUGUAGAUUGACUUGGAACUUGAGACUGUUCAUUCCAUAAUAUUGAUUUUGGACCUAUUUCGUCAUUUCUUAUUCUCCUCUACCUCUUCACAUUGACCUCUGAUGCUAAUUACGCUGCUUAACAAAAUAAGUCAACAUACGAGUCGAAUUUUAAAUUCUUAUCAGCGAAUACCAAGUAUUGUUUAGUCAUUUUAUACGUAGAAACUGUUAUUCUUGAAAGACUAUUGCUUUUUCAAAGCUGAAAUAAUGUUUAAAGCUUAAUUUAUUAGUUGAAUAAAUGUGCACAAUGCUCAUAAAUUUUUCUAAAAAAAUUUAUAAAAUAAAUUGAAUAAUUUUGCGUUUGAAAAUUGAUAAAUUUCGAUUUAUGUAACAAAAAUUGUAGUUCGCAGCUUUCAUAAUGAGUGAAAUUUUUAGCGGUUGUUGAAUGAUGAAAAAAUAAAUAAAUAAAUAGGCCUUAAUAAAAAGAAAAAGAAACAAAAACCAAAGACAUGAAAAAUUUUCAAAUUUCAAGAAAUCAUGGAAUAAUGUUUUUUUUUUUGAAGAAGCCAUGUUGUACAUAUUCAAUGCACUAGAAAUCCACAAGAAAAUGAACAUGGAGAGUAUUCAGAGAAUUAUUGCCUACUCCCUUAUAUCAUCACCAAAGUAUCAUUUUUCGUUAACCUCUGGAAAAUGAUAUUCAUCAUGCAUCAUUUAUGCUCGUUCCUGAACUUGAUACCUAACCAGCUUUUCGUCCAUGAUCAAUUUAUAAAUGUUAUUUUGUCAUUGCAUUUAUCACACGUUUAUACAUUAUUGUAUGCUGUUAUUCAUUCCGGCUGAAGCAAGAAUAUGCAUCUGUUGACGAUUUUGAAAAAGUUUUGACAAUGGAUGUGCUUUAUCAGAGAAGAAAAAUGGUAUCUCCAGUUUCUAUUGAAAAACUGACAAAAAAAGUCAGCCGUGACCGAAUUUAUGAUGUUGGCGAUUACGUUGUUUAUGAAGAAAUUGCAUCCCAUCAAGAAUUUACCGAUUUGAAUAUUCACAUUUUAUUCAGACAAGUCCAAGAAAAGCAGUUCUAUUCUAUUUACCAGUUUUGAUGGAGUAGCUCAUGUCAGUUGCAAAAUGAUCCAGUCAUGUUGAAAAAAAAAACCAGAAUGUGAUUAGAUGAAAAUUGAAGAAAUAACCAAUUUUAACUCCAAAAUAAUGAAGUCAUGUCAAACAAAGACAAGUUAAUACAAUAGCUGUGAAGAAAAAUUUAUGUGAUGAUAAACCUGAAAUCGCUGAAGAAAAAUGUGAUGAGGUGAAAAUUGAAGAAAUAUCAAAUAUCAACUCCAAAAUAAUGAAGACAUGUUGAACGAAGAAAUACUGAUGUAAUGAAAAAACAUGGCAGAAGAAAAAUUUAUGUACUAAAAUACGACGAGACACGAAAAUUGAAGAAAAGAAAACGAAGACGUCGAAAAAAAGAACCAACGAAAACAUAGAAAUAAAAGAACAAAAACUGGCCAAAAAGGAAGAAAAAGUGAAAAUGUAAAAAAAAAACAAUAAAAAGAAAAAAGAAAUAAAAAUAAUGAAAAAACGAAAAAAAGUGAAAAAAAUAGAAAAAUUAAAAUUAACAAAAGAAGAAUUGAAAUGGAAAAAAAAGAAACAGAAAAUAACAAAAUGAAUAAGAAGCCGCCAAGUUUCAUUUAUUAUGUUUGCUGUGAUUAAAAAAAGAUCUAUUUUUCUUUCUCAAUAAGUCUGAUUUUGCUCAACUUGGUUUUGAAUAAUAGCCUAGCUGUAUUUAUUUUUUGCUCAAUUAUCUGGAUCUUAGGUAUUGAUCGAGUGUUGCCAAUUAAUCGUCAUGAAAUCGCUUCAGAUGUCUUUAUUUCCAGCUUUUCAUCACCUGAUAUUUGAAGCAAGAGAUGAUGUGUGAAGAGGAGAGAGGACGAAAUUUUAUCUAUUGGGAAAAAAAUGCAUAAAAAUACCUAAAUUGUAAAAUGAAAUGAAAUUAAAAUAAAAAUAAAAAUAAUAUGGAAGAGGGGCAUUUCUUUUGUGUUCCCUAGUCGAAUUUCGAACUAAAAAGACUCACGAUCAGUUGUAAAUUUUUCUCAUAGCUACAAUGUAGUAUGUCUCCCUACUUCGAACAUUUUACGAAAAUUUCACAAAUUUAAUGAUCAGAGAAAUUCAAUUUAAAUGUCAAGUAGAACAUUUUAGGAUUCGCAGAGCUCUUUCGUAGAUUUGGAUUCAAGUGCUUGCCUAUCUUUUUUACUUAAUUUUAAAUGUAGGAUAAAAAAUACGAAAAAAAUAAAGCUUCAGAUUAUCACAUCGUCAUUUUUUUUUGUUAUGGGGUUGAAAAAUUACCACCAUUACUAUUACACUGAUGAGUGAUGAGCUUCUAAAAUACUUUCACCAAAUCACCAAUAAUGCAACAUUUUUGAAGAGAAAUUUGUCGAUUGAAAUCGGUCAACACUGCCUAACUUUUUCUCUUAUUAGAAGAAAAAUGACAAAAAUUUUCAAACAAUUCGUAUCGCUGUCAUCGUUUACAAAAAACAAUAAUUAUUUGAACGUUUUUUGGCGGCUGCGUUUCACUUUUGAAGCUCAUACGAUAUCCUGAUACCGAUGCUGCCUCAUCAUUUCUACACUUUGAAAAGCUAUAAAUUUCGAGCGGUGCGCAUGUACGUGGACGUUUUUGUGAUAUAUGGUCGUUUCGCUGAUUUCCUCCUUUCUUGCUGAGACUUUGAACGUAACUCCGGCAGUGUUUUCCUUCGUUUCUUCUUAGCACUGCAUAUCGUAGCUUAGUUCAUUGGACUUGGCUAAUUAUACGUGAUUUUUUUAUCGCGAUUGUUUUCUCAAUUCCGGCGGCAUCAUCGUCGAUGUAGUGAAGAGACAGAGAAAGAAGGGAAAAGAAAAAAAGAAGUUCUUUUGAAGCACUUCGCUAAAAGAAUGAAGAAUACAUAAUCUGACACGUGAUUUGGAUUUUUCAAAUUGAACAAUCUAGAUUAUUACAGACUGAUUUCUUGGAAAAUGUUCCAGUCGUCGUGAGCGCACGGUUUCCUUAAAAAUAGAAAAGCUGGAUAUCAUGAGUGAUCAAGAACGUAUACGAAUCGUCCUACUGGGCGAUUCGGCUGUAGGGAAGAGCUCAAUUAUUAAGAGAUUUCUAUUUAAUACAUAUAACGAUAAAUAUAGAACCACCAUCGAAGAUUUAUUUAGCAAAGAAUUCGAUCUCGGAGUAACCACAAUUAAGGUUGACAUAUUCGACACAUGCGGUGAUUUCCAGUUUCCGGCUAUGCGACGUUUGAGUAUAGCCACUGCUCACGCUUUUCUCUUGGUGUAUUCUACGCUGUCGUUAGAAUCAUUUAACACGUUGAAGCGCUGUUUCGAAGAGAUUCGGCAACAGAGGUCCGAUUAUCAGAAUAUACCAAUUGUGGUCGCCGGAAAUAAAGUGGAUUUAGCCGCCGAACAACGCCAAGUUCAUAUAGAAGACGUGUCCGAAUGGCUUUAUUGUGAUUUGCCAAAACUAAGGGCAAAACUGGUCGAAUGCUCAGCCAAAGACAACUACAACAUCAAAGAAAUAUUCAAACAGUUUGUGAUACUAUCGCGAAUAUUGUUAAAUACCAACGACGAAUCGUCGCUGAAACGCCGUUCAAGCGCUUACGUCAGCGCUACCAGUAAAAAUAGUAAAACUUGCGCCAGCUCGACGACUUUAUCGGUAAACGACGAGUCUUCCCACGAAGCCUGCUCUUCGGGAUCGGAAACAUCGUUACGUCCCAAACCGCGAAGUCGAAGCUUAAUUCGAAGGUGUAGCAGGAAAACCAAACAACAAGUUAGGGAUACCGGCGAAGUAGACGACUGUAUCGUUUCUUAAGAAUAAAUUUUUCAUAUCGGUGUGAUAAACAUGGCUUUGUAUGUAAUCUUUAUCAGAUAAUAUCCAGUUUUGAUAAUUUUUCUUUUUUUGUUUGUUCGUUUUUUUUUCUAUAAGUAAAUUUUUUUCGUCGUGUGAUCGCUUCGUUCGUUGAUAUUGAAAACAAACACCGUUUUUAAAAUCGUUUUACUCGAUUGAAUUUUUUUUUCUAACUUUAAUUUAUUGUUAUUUCGUCAGAUUUUACAUAUUGUCGUCAAUUCGAUUAAAUUUCGGAACUGUUCUGCUGCGUGUGUCCCAUUUAUCUAAGUCGAAUGUCAACGAGGGCGUAGUUUCGCAUUUAUGUAUGUGUAGGUACUUAUUUGAAACUUUUACCUACUUAUAGCGUAGCAGGAGUGCGAGCUGCUUUGAUGAGGAAAACAAAGGUUUUGCCGGAGGCCGGAAGUUACAUAGAUAUUGUGUGCUUUUGGUACGAUCAAAUACAUUCGACGAGUCAUACGUAUUCUGAGUUGGUGUAUCGUUGAAAAAUCUAAGUUACAUAUCCUGGUGCCAUUUUUUUUCUUGUUUACAUUUUUUACUUAUGAUGGACUAAGUAUUUCUACCAUCUUCUAAAAUUCGCGAUAAAUAUUGAAGAAUUAGUCAAGCAGCUCAUUAAAUUUAUCUGGAGGAAGAGGAGGCUGAGAUUGAAUACAUUUUGAUAAUUUUGAGAAAUUUUGAUUUUUGUUGUUUUUUUUUCCUGUUUAGAAUAUUGAUUUUCAAACAGUUUGAUCACACAAACCCAAUUCGAAGGAAUAGGUUGAUUUUGGAAUUUUCCAAUUGCCCUUCUUUUCAUGGAAUGUGUGUUGUUAGGCUACGCAUCAUAGGUAUUCAUCAUUCAUUAUUUUUCUUUACUUCUUCAAAAUUCUUGAUGCAGGAAAAAAGUACCCAGUCCAUUAAAAAUAUAUCUUCGUUGCUGGUCCUCUUUUUAAAGGAAUAAGAAAUCGUAAAUGAGAAAAAUGAAACAAGUCUGCGCUAUUUUAUACGGAAUGAAAAUAUUGAGUACCCCUGACUAAGGUGAAAAUUCGUUUCCGAUGAACAAGAAGGGUUUAAAGAUCCACUACUUUUCUUUUUCAAUUCAUAAGUAAUUUCGUUCCUUUUAUUUCAAAGAAUUGAAAAAUACCUACCUGCUCAUAAAAAUGAUAUUUCUGAUGCCUUACUAUAAAAAAAAAAAAAAAGGAGUGAAAAAUCGUUCAAAAUAUUUCUGACGAAUGAAAAUGUUUACAUUAGGCCCAGCUUUAUAAAAAUUUCUUAAUUUAUUUUUUUUUAAUAAAAUACCUAUUAAAUACAAAUUUUCUGGUCAAUAUUGUAUAUAGGCACCCACUCACUCAUUUAAGUAAAAUGCUCCAAUUUUGAAACUCCAUUUUGUGCUACAUGUUUCGUACUCUACCAGAGGCAGCCUUUUUAGCUUUUCUGGGUCGAGAAAUUUAACAAAAGAUAUUCUCACGAGGACUUCGUUCCACCCUAAAUUGUCUAUUUCGGAAAUGGAAAAUAAAUAGUGUAUUUUUCACGCCGUUUAAAAGCGCAGAAAUAAAGAAAACAGAAUAUUUAAUGCUGACGAUCUGGAGAAAAAUAAUUCCAAGUUGCUGUUAUACCUAUACGAGCCGUCAUAAAUUACUAAUUUCCAUUUCGCUGUACACAUAAAUGAUUAAUUACUAUUUCAUUACCUCGCGCUUACUUGCUUUUGAUACUACAAACGAUAUUUGAAAUGGGUGUAAGCCGAGAUAACACCAUUAAAAGUCAAUAUUCAAAUUGAACCUCGUAUAGUUUCCACACUUGCAUUUUGGUAAAUUUCACACGAGUGAGAGAAAUACAUACCAGCCUAGGUAUAGGUACUUAGGUACCUCUACCUAGCUACGUAAAAUCCUCUUUUGUAACUAUAAGUAUUUAAUUUCGAAUUUUUAAAUCGAAUUUUUUUCUCGAGUAUACGUAUAACGUAGAAUUUUAAACGCUCGUUUGCAAACGAUUAAAUAUGUAGCCUAUUUAUUUUCCCCCUUCGUUAAUAUAUGCAUCAAACGAAGCAUAUACAUAUAGUACGUGGUGUGGUAUUAACUACUCGAACAAGUGUUUAAAUAAGUAAUCAAAUGAUGCGUGUUGAUAUGAAACAUUCAGCCAACAUUUCGGAUCAAUAUUGCAGAGAAAAGCUCCCUUAGGAAUUCCUUUUGUUUUCAUUUUCUUUGACGAUCGAUGGUAUGAGGAUUCGUUUAGAAAUCGUCUUUACUGCUGUGUCUAUUUGUACUUAAGUUCGCUGUCUUUCUCAGAAUAAGUUCCGUGUGCUUAUUUGCCGAAAUAAGGAAAUUUUCGAUUCAUGAUAUGGUAAUAGUGGAGAAAAAGUACAUCAAUAUUUUGUCAUGUCAACUCGUUCAACAUAAUAUAUCGAUAUAGUAGGUGUCCUUUUUAAUAUCAAUGUUUAAAAAUAUUUGGUGCCCUGAGCAACGUUUUUGUGCAGAAAAAAAAAGUUUAUAACUUUGAAAAUAGUUGAUUCAGUGUUACCAAUUUUUUUUUAUUCUUUUACGAUGAAACACCAAGUUGUCUGGCUGCCUAGUACGCCUCCUCUUUUAAAUCAACAACUAAAUUAAAAUUGAAAUUCCUGCAAGGAAUGAAAUGAUAACACCGACGCGACAAAACACAUUAUCGUAUGACUCGCUCGAUAGAGGUUUUUUUUCAGUUUUUAAUUCAUUUAAUUGUACAAUGUACAUACGCAGCAGUAGAACAGUGUCCUCUUUUUUGUCGAGAGUAAUUUUAAAUAUUAGAUAUGCUAGUCAUUUUUAUGAUAAUUGUAUACGUAAAGAUGUUGAUUUGUUAUCACUGUAAAUAGUAAAAACGUGGAUAAGUGUUUCAUCAAUUUAAAUAUUACCUAAUCUUCAUUAAAAUAUAUCAGCGGUCGAUGAACGUUAUCAUUUUGGGAGAUAAAUUUAUCAAUGUAAUGGUUUUAGCGUUGGCUAUUUUUAAUCCAUUAUUUUUGUACGAAUGUUAAAAUGAAGUAAAAUAGAUGAUUUAUCUAGUUUUUUGAAAAAUAGAAGUGAGUAAAUGACAAAUUUUUAGGUAGGUGUUUGUGCAUUCGAUCAAUGAAAUAAAUAAAACAUUCAAGGUUGAACCUGCUUAUUUUUUUUUACAAGCCAAAAUUUUAUGGGGAAAAAACAACAUUUCACCAAAUGAAUUUCUAAAAGAAUGAAAUUCGGUGAGUAGUACCCAAUUUUUGAUUCCUCAAAUCGAUUGGGAACACGAUCUCGAAUCAUUUUGAGCAGUUCUGGAGCUUUCAGUAGAUGUUUCAAGGUUGGAAUUUUCACAAGAUUUUACUCAAUGAAGUUGGGUACCUAAAAUUUACAUUACACCUUAAUUUCAACGUGCCAAGUCGACUGGAGGUGAAAAUUGGAAUUUCCAAAAAAGUUCCUACUUCCUAGAGGCUUCAAAAUGGUCAAAAACUAUUUUCAGUCAAAUCGACAAGUCAAGUGUUUUACUAACAAGUAGAGAAUCACGUUUAUACGUGCUAAAGUUGAUUAUUGAUGGUUUUUAUGACACUUUUUGAACUUCAUUCGGUAGACAUUUUACUUUUGAAAAUCUGCUGGGGCCUCCAGAACUAUUCCAAACGGUUCGAAAACAUUUCCAAACGAUUUGCGGAGUCCAAAAUAGGGUUAAUACCAAUUUUCAGCUUUCCUGCUCAAUGUGGUAAAAUUUUGAUUUUUCCCAUUUUUGACCCUUUGGUUUUCAAAAAAUUGUCAAAAAUUUAAAAAUGCAUUUCAGCCCCUUAAAUUUCGGUUGAUGCAUUUUUUCAUACACUCUCAAUUUAACUCUACCUGGUUCAAAAAAUGUUCUGCCAGGAGAGGAUCCCUCCCUUGUAAGAAAAUGAAAAGCUCCUGAUGGGGACAUUCGGACCCUCUAAGAGGAGGCACAACAUUUUUUCGAUCUAUCGCCUGCCCAACCUGUUUUGAGGCAAAUGACCCAGUUCCAAAUGAAAGUUUGUGAGAUUCUGCGUCGACAUGUGCUAUUGCUGUCAAAUUCGAAGACCACUUUUAGGGUAUACUGAGCGAUUAAAAAUUUUCAAUUCGCUUUUUUUUGGGCAAAAUGUUUUGAAAAUUGUUUCUUUUCAAAUAUUCCGCUUUAUUUAAACCAAAUCAUCAAAAGAUUUCAUCUUUGAAAGUGGGCAAACAUUUUGUAACGCAAUAGUGCCAACUUUAUUGGUCAUGAUUGACAAUUUCAAAAGAUCGAGAAAAAUUUCUAAACACUUUCAAAAUUUUUUCGAUUUCUUGAAGUUGGCCAUAAAGAUCAAAAAAUUGGCACCACUGGGUUCCAAAAUAUUUCUCCAAUUUCGGGAAUGAUAUCUUUCAAUAUUUUAGCAUAAUUAAUGCGGAAUAUUUAGCGAGGAAAAACUUUUCAAAAUACGAAUUUGCCCAAAAAUAGGCGAUUUAUAAAUUUUUAACCCCUCAGUAGAACCCUGAAAGUGGCCUUGGAUUUUGAGGUUAAUAGCAUAGAUCAACGUAGAAUCUGAAAUACUUUCUUUUGAGACAGAACCAUUUUUCCCAAAACAGAUUAGACAGGCAUUGAAGCGAAAUUUUUGAGGGCCCGUACGUCUCGUUCAGGGACACCUCCGAAGCUGAAUUUUUUCUUUGAUUGAAGAUCUUUGCUGAAUUUGGUCAAAAUCUGUCGACUUUUUUCUUCGAGAUCCAUACCUACUCACGUCAUAUAUGUAUUUUUUUGCUUUUCAUUUUUUCUUUCGGUUUGGAAAAUUCGACCAAACAUGAUUAAGUAUUCAGCCUCGAAUCGAAAUGUUCAUAAACCAUGCGAAACAAUAAUUACUCAAUUUUCGCGAUCGAUGAAUUCGAUGUGAUAACUAUCGCUGAUUACAACUUAUGUCGCUUUUCUUAUCGCCGAACUAUUUGUCAAUACAUCGAUAAUUAUUAUUCUCCAUUUUAUGCAUUACUCUCUAUAUAAUUUAAUAUUCAGAUUAGGCUUAUGUAUAGGCAAAGGCAAAUAUCGAAAAGUUUUGCAACACCUGGCAUGACGAGCAUUAAAACUCAUAACUACCUACUUCAUUUUAUCGAUUCCAAUUACCUACCCAGUUACGUUGAAAUUACCCAUAUUCUCACUUCAAAACCAUUAACGAUUUCGACCUCGAGCUUAAAAAUUAUUACAUUUUUUUCUCCUUUUAACGAAAAAAUUAUCGACCUAUAAGAUAAAUUUAUCGAACAAAAUUUCAAAUCGAAACUCGACCUUAGCACAUAAGUGGCGUAUUUUAUACGAUACCAAAGUUGAGAAGCAGUAUUACAAAAAAAAACGACCAUUAUAAGUGACUCCAAUUGUACAUAAUAAUUUUUUAAUAAUAUUUGAUAAUUAUUUUGGUAUAAAGAGAAAUUUUUAAUGUACGCUUAUUCAUUUUACCGCACAAUUGGCUCAAUGAAUAAGAAAUCUUAGAAAGAGUUUUCUACGAGCCCCAGAAAACAUCUUUCUUGAAUAGAUUUCUACAUGAAUUUUUUUUUUCAUUUUUUUUUUAAAGACAAUAUACCUAAGUAUUAUUUAAUUUAGCUUUUUAUUUAUUUCAUCAUUUGUAUAAUAUGUUUAUCUAUGUGUAGAAAUAAUGAGUAAAUAAAAUUAGGUGUUUUCUUCUGUAAUUUCUAAGUUCUUCGAAUGUAAUAAAAAUUGUCCAUGAAAUAGUGAAACAUAUCAAGUAUUUUGGUUUUCGAAUUCUAUCACGAAUGCUGACCGAAUCAAAAUUCGCGUUUUUUAAAAGUGAGAUUUUUUAAAAAGAAAUUUUACAUUAGUGCGAAUAAAUGAAUAAUGUACACAUAUCAGUUAUUCUACACUGCAAUAAUUUGCAUAUUAUUGUGUUAUGGAUUUUGAUAAGUUGAAAAAAAAUCGGUUUACUGAUUCUUCUUAAGUGGUGUAUUUCAAUCCAAACGAUGAUGGUAUUUUUUUUUUUUUUCGUACGAUUGAACGAGAUAGAUUCUGAUGUGAAAAUAACUCUUUAAGAGAGUGUAAGUAAACUCGUAUCGUAUUGCAUAUAUAUUUUUAGCUAACUUUGCACCUCGUUUCAAGUGUUACUAUUAGGAAAUUCAUUUUGUUCGUCUAUACGUAAGCAAGAGCCAUUAUUGCAUAAAUGUACCUUACGCGUGGAGAAUAAUUGAAUUAGCAUUUUGUUGCGACGCGACGUCAUUUCAUUAUAUGCAUUUCACAUACAACAAAAAGCAUUUUACAUUUCUCACUUUUAUUGGUAAUCUCGUUUAUGAAACGUAAGUAUGUAAAUUCUUAAAUUAAAUGUUUCACUAUGCGUAGGUGAGUUAAAAUAGUUAUAACGUCGAAUGUAAGAAGCGAUAAUACAAUUUUAAAAUCCGAGCUAAUGUAACGAUACUGGUGCAAGUCCAAUGCACACUCUUCUGAAUGUUUUUAGAAAAUUUCAAUUAACACAAAUUUAAUUAUUUCCUGGAACUUGAAUUAGCGUAGAUACCUACUCAAGUCAUCUCAUCGUACCACGAAUAAGUAAAUUUACCCACCUACCUAAACGUCAAAAAGCAAAAACAAAAAAUACAAGUGGGAUUUCAAACUAUAUUUGUGAAACUAUCGAGGACAAAGUUACCUACCUACUCAUUGUUGUGGGGGAAAUCAAGGCAGAAAUGAUCCCUUAAGUAACGUAAAAAAAAUAACUUGAAAGAUAAACGUUAUAUUAUUUUGUAUGCUGAAAUAAUAUUCGAAUGAAAAAUCGAACUCUUGGGUCUUGUGCAGCAAACUAAAUGCUCAUCGUUAAAAAAAAUUCCUCGCUUAGUCGAAGUUUCUUUGCUUUCAGAAUCGAACCACGUUGGAAAAUUUGAUAUUCACGUUGUAAUAACUUUUACACUUAUACAUUACGAAACCCAAUUGGUCUCAUCUUUCCCGUCUCUCUCUCUCUCUCUUCUCCUGCUUAAUAAAUCGUUUUAUAGGUGUAUAUACCUAUUCUUAUUCUUUUUGUUGUUUUAGUUUUGAAAAUUUUAAACAUCUCAUUCGAGAUUAGAUUUACCCUCGUUAUUGUUGUUUUUUUUUAGUGCAUCUGUUUUUUGUAUAAUUUGUUACGGAUGCAUUUUAAAAGAAAUACUCGAGUGUAUUCAUUUAUUCGGAAUAUGAAAUCGGUCAGAAUUCAAGGAUGUAUUUUACGUAGGUAUUAGAUUUAUUUCCUAAUGUACUAUUUUAGAGAUAGGUAGAGGUACUCUACCUUGUGGAACAAUUUAUAUUUACAUGAUUGUUUAAUGAUGUCAAGUUUUGUUUAUACCUACGUACGAAUAAUUCUAACACUGAAUGAUGUUAAUGUACGAUGAAAUAUUCAAUGCAUUGUAUAUUUCUGACAUUGGUUUGUAAAUGUAAUAAAAAUAAUUAAUUCGAA